UAUAAGGAGACUUGGAGUCACUGCAGCCAAGGCUGGAGCCAUGAGGCGGCCCCCCAGCAAUGGAGAGGCGGCCAGCGAAGGUCCAGGUGGCUGGGGUCUAUGGGGAGUCCAGGAGUCCAGGAGGCUGUGCUGUGGUGGUCACGACCGCUGCGAGCAGGCCUUGCUGCAGAUUGGGAUCAACAUGAUGGCGCUGCCUGGAGGUCGCCACCUGGACUCCAUCACCCUGCCGGGUCAGCGACUGCACCUGAUGCAAGUGGACUCAGUCCAGCGCUGGAUGGAAGAUCUGAAGCUCAUGACCGAGUGCGAGUGCAUGUGCGUCCUGCAGGCGAAGCCCAUCAGCCUGGAAGAGGAUGCACAGGGUGACCUUAUCCUGGCAGGUGGCACUGGCCCUGGAGAACCCCUGCAGCUGCUGCUUAAACGGGGUUGGGUCAUCAGCACAGAGCUGCGCAGGAUCGGGCAGAAGCUGGCCCAGGACCGCUGGGCACGGGUGCACAGCAUGAGUGUGCGUCUGACCUGCCAUGCCCGCUCCAUGGUCAGCGAGUACAGUGCUGUCAGCAGGAACUCCUCAAAGGAAAUGGGCCAGAUUGAGAAACUGCUAAUGGAGAAAUGCUCAGAACUCUCGGCAGUCACAGAGAGGUGCCUUCAGGUUGAGAAUGAGCAUGUCCUGAAGUCAAUGAAGGCCUGCGUGAGUGAGACCCUGAGCAUGCUGGGCCAGCACUUUGGCCAGCUGCUGGAGCUGGCCCUGACACGGGAAGUUCAGGCACUGGUGAGAAAAAUUGAUGCCUCAGACAAUAUCUACACCACAGAGUCCACCACAGGGAACCUGUUCAGCCUGACCCAGGAGGGGGCUCCCUUGUGCCGCAUCAUAGCCAAGGAGGGUGGGGUCGUAGCACUCUUCAAGGUUUGCCGGCAGGACACUUUCCGGUGCUUGUACCCCCAGGCGCUCCGCACACUGGCCUCCAUCUGCUGUGUGGAAGAGGGUGUCCACCAGCUGGAGAAGGUGGAUGGCGUUCUGUGCUUGGCCGACAUCCUGACUGACGACAGCCACUCAGAGGCCACACGGGCUGAGGCUGCGGCUGUGGUGGCCCAGGUCACCUCCCCACACCUGCCUGUCACCCAGCACCUCAGUAGCUUCAUGGAGAGCAUGGAGGAGAUCGUGACAGCCCUCGUCAAACUGUGCCAAGAGGCCUCAUCAGGGGAAGUCUUCCUGCUGGCCUCUGCGGCCCUUGCCAACAUCACGUUCUUUGACACAAUGGCCUGCGAGAUGCUCCUGCAGCUGAACGCCAUCCGUGUCCUCCUGGAAGCCUGCAGUGACAAGCAGAGAGUGGAUACACCUUACACUCGGGACCAGAUUGUGACCAUCUUGGCAAACAUGUCUGUCCUGGAACAGUGUGCCUCUGACAUCAUUCAGGAGAAUGGGGUCCAGCUCAUCAUGGGCAUGCUGUCUGAAAAGCCAAGGUCUGGGACCCCUGCUGAGGUGGCAGCCUGUGAGCGAGUCCAGCAGAAAGCUGCAGUGACCCUGGCUCGUCUCAGCCGAGACCCAGAUGUGGCACGGGAGGCUGUGCGGCUCAGCUGCAUGUCCCGUCUCAUCGAGCUCUGCAGAUCCCCAUCAGAAAGGAACAGCAGUGAUGCUGUGCUCGUGGCCUGCCUGGCUGCUCUGCGUAGAUUGGCUGGGGUCUGCCCCGAAGGCCUCCAGGACUCUGACUUUCAGCAGUUGGUCCAGCCUCGGCUUGUGGAUUCCUUCUUACUCUGCAGCAACAUGGAGGAGAGUUUUGUGUAGUGGGUGUGGGAGAAGAAAGACAUUUGGCUGUUCUCACGCCCCCUCUGAGUACGCACCAGUGAACACACCUGAGUACACACCAGCUCUCCUCAUCUUAUUUAUACUUAACUUAUUUUUGUGUGAAAUAAACGGAGGGCAAAAUCUUAGAGCAACAUCAUCAGUCUGCGGUCCUUGGGAAUCUUCUUUGUUUUUUACUUUUUGACUUCUGUAGCUUUUCAGUUGCAGACAUUGAAAUUCAUAAUGGCUAAUAUGACAGAUUAUCAUGGGUGAUUCCACUUCAUCUUAUUUUUUCUACUCUAACUAUAUAAUCUUGCCUCAUUUUUAAAAACUUCGGAAUCUCGUUUUUCAACAGCCUAGCAGGGGUUUUUUUAAAAGCUAUAUUUGCUCUUCCCAAAAAUCUAAAAUGAAUUCCAUAAUUGGGUAGAAUAUAUUGGAAAAAAGUUUCUUUUUCUUCAAUAAAGGGAAUUAUAUAUAUCCCGGAUUUUCUUAUUAAGUUGUAUUUUAAACUAAGUUCUUGCUUCCCAAGGUUUCAUUCUCCAAAAACUUUUCCAACCAUUAAAAGUACAUAUCGAAUUGUCUUGUUUUCACAGGUGUAUAAAUAGGUUAAGCUCUGAGUGAUUUAGUGAGAAACCAAAGUGACUUUCAAAAAUACUUCCAAAGGCACCAGAAACCCUACUUCCUUUGGCUUCUUUUGUGGCUUUCUUUUGUGUAACCUCCUGUUUACCUCCUGGUGAAUAGAAUCUUCAGAUGAGGCUUAUUGAAUGAUUCCUCCUCAACACUAUACUUGAGAGCAGUGGUGUGCUGAAGCCAGCUCAUGGCCACUCACAAGGGACAACUGUGGGAAUUUCUUUCCAACUCUGCAUUCAGUGACCUUGUGUUGGUAGCCAUGAGCUACCCCAUGAGCCCUCAUGUUGAAAUUGGCCAUAAUGGGAGUAUUUACACCACAGAAAUUCGCAGAUGCUAUAAAGCACAGUUUUCGCUUUUUUUUUUUUCUAGAGAGCUGGUUUGCCAAUAUCACUGCUUGAAAAUAUCACAAAAAUCUGGGGAUCCUUCUGAAAAUAUUAAUGCCAUCAUAUUAUGAUAUAAUUUACACAAUAUAAUUGUGUAAAAUCAUGAUUAUAAUAAUGUUUCAAGAAACAUUUCUUAAAUUCCCAA
Messenger RNA from Piliocolobus tephrosceles (Ugandan red Colobus), 2935 nucleotides. It is a transcript of the gene INSC, whose product is annotated as INSC spindle orientation adaptor protein. Gene Ontology annotation, biological process: establishment of mitotic spindle orientation; regulation of asymmetric cell division; asymmetric cell division. The coding region runs from base 41 to 1780 and encodes 579 amino acids. The transcript is spliced from 13 exons. The record is from RefSeq and is a predicted model, not a curated record. Gene Ontology annotation, molecular function: cytoskeletal adaptor activity; protein binding. NCBI's taxonomy places the organism in Eukaryota, Metazoa, Chordata, Mammalia, Primates, Cercopithecidae. Gene Ontology annotation, cellular component: apical cortex.